Molecule: messenger RNA, 2375 nt
Organism: Ochotona princeps (American pika)
Lineage: Eukaryota; Metazoa; Chordata; Mammalia; Lagomorpha; Ochotonidae
Gene: GFPT1
Product: glutamine--fructose-6-phosphate transaminase 1
Exons: 19
Coding region: 214-2259 (681 amino acids)
Biological process (GO): fructose 6-phosphate metabolic process; protein N-linked glycosylation; carbohydrate derivative biosynthetic process
Molecular function (GO): L-glutamine:D-fructose-6-phosphate transaminase (isomerizing) activity; carbohydrate derivative binding
Source: RefSeq, a predicted model, not a curated record
CGGUGCGCGCCGAGGGGCGGGUCCAGUGGCGGUUGCUGGCCGAAGCCGGGAGGUAGAGGAUCCAGUCGCUGCCUCGGCCGUCGCAUCCCUCGAGGAGUCGUGUCGCCGUCGCCCCGACUCUCCAACCCACGAUCGCCUUCCCGAAGCUCGUGUCUGUGUCCCUGACCCCGCUAGCCGCUCGUCCCUUGCCCUGCGUGCGUCGCCUCCUCCAUCAUGUGCGGUAUAUUUGCUUACCUAAACUACCAUGUUCCUCGCACAAGACGAGAAAUCUUGGAGACUCUCAUCAAAGGCCUUCAGAGACUGGAAUACAGAGGAUACGAUUCUGCUGGUGUGGGAGUUGAUGGAGGCAAUGACAAGGACUGGGAAGCCAAUGCCUGUAAAAUCCAGCUCAUUAAGAAGAAAGGAAAAGUGAAGGCCCUGGAUGAAGAAGUCCACAAACAACAGGAUAUUGAUUUGGAUAUCGAAUUUGAUGUGCACCUUGGAAUAGCUCAUACCCGUUGGGCAACACAUGGAGAACCCAAUCCUGUCAAUAGCCACCCCCAGCGUUCUGAUAAAAAUAAUGAAUUUAUUGUUAUUCACAAUGGAAUCAUCACUAACUACAAAGACUUGAAAAAGUUUUUGGAGAGCAAAGGAUAUGACUUUGAAUCUGAAACAGACACAGAGACAAUCGCCAAGCUUGUUAAGUAUAUGUAUGACAAUCGAGAAAGUCAAGAUAUCAGUUUUACUACCCUGGUGGAGAGAGUUAUCCAACAAUUGGAAGGUGCUUUUGCGCUUGUGUUUAAAAGCGUUCAUUUUCCUGGACAAGCAGUUGGCACAAGGCGAGGUAGCCCUCUGCUGAUUGGUGUCCGGAGUGAACAUAAACUUUCCACCGAUCACAUUCCAAUACUCUACAGAACAGGCAAAGACAAGAAAGGAAGCUGUAAUCUCUCUCGUGUGGACAGCACAACUUGCCUUUUCCCUGUUGAAGAAAAAGCAGUGGAAUAUUACUUUGCUUCUGAUGCAAGUGCUGUCAUAGAACACACCAACCGCGUCAUCUUUCUAGAAGACGAUGAUGUUGCAGCAGUGGUGGAUGGCCGUCUUUCUAUCCAUCGAAUUAAGAGGACUGCAGGAGAUCAUCCUGGGCGAGCUGUGCAAACCCUGCAGAUGGAACUCCAGCAGAUCAUGAAGGGCAACUUCAGUUCAUUUAUGCAGAAGGAAAUAUUUGAGCAGCCCGAGUCGGUGGUGAAUACAAUGAGAGGAAGGGUCAACUUUGAUGACUAUACUGUGAAUCUGGGUGGUUUGAAGGAUCACAUUAAGGAAAUCCAGAGGUGUCGGCGAUUGAUCCUCAUUGCAUGUGGAACGAGCUACCAUGCUGGUGUAGCGACGCGUCAAGUUCUUGAGGAGCUGACAGAGUUGCCUGUGAUGGUAGAACUGGCCAGUGAUUUCUUGGAUAGAAACACACCAGUCUUUCGAGAUGAUGUUUGCUUUUUCAUCAGUCAGUCAGGUGAGACUGCAGAUACACUGAUGGGACUUCGAUACUGUAAGGAGAGAGGCGCUCUAACCGUGGGGAUCACGAAUACAGUUGGCAGUUCUAUCUCAAGGGAGACAGAUUGUGGAGUUCACAUUAAUGCUGGUCCUGAGAUUGGCGUGGCCAGUACAAAGGCUUACACCAGCCAGUUUGUGUCCCUGGUGAUGUUUGCUCUCAUGAUGUGUGAUGACAGAAUCUCCAUGCAAGAGAGACGUAAAGAGAUUAUGCUUGGAUUGAAACGGCUGCCAGAUUUGAUUAAGGAAGUACUGAGCAUGGAUGAUGAAAUUCAGAAACUGGCAACAGAACUCUAUCAUCAGAAGUCAGUUCUGAUCAUGGGGCGAGGCUAUCACUAUGCUACUUGUCUGGAAGGGGCUCUGAAAAUCAAAGAAAUCACUUACAUGCACUCUGAGGGCAUCCUUGCCGGAGAGCUGAAGCAUGGCCCUCUGGCUCUGGUGGACAAGCUCAUGCCUGUCAUCAUGAUCAUCAUGAGAGACCACACUUAUGCCAAAUGUCAGAAUGCUCUCCAGCAGGUGGUUGCCCGGCAGGGGCGCCCUGUGGUGAUAUGUGAUAAGGAGGACACGGAGACCAUUAAGAACACGAAGAGAACGAUCAAGGUGCCGCACUCCGUGGACUGCUUGCAGGGCAUUCUCAGUGUGAUCCCCUUACAGUUGCUGGCCUUCCAUCUCGCUGUGCUGAGAGGCUAUGAUGUUGAUUUCCCACGGAAUCUUGCCAAAUCUGUAACUGUAGAGUAAGGAACGUCUGAAUCUCUGGACGAUUAAGCAACACAAAACACCUUUUGUAUUUGAAACCUUGAUCUGAAGUAUCACUCCUUGAAGCCUUUUUUUAGUAAAUCCUUAUUUAUAUAUCA